Messenger RNA from Teleopsis dalmanni, 666 nucleotides. RefSeq lists its product as uncharacterized. The coding region runs from base 171 to 581 and encodes 136 amino acids. The record is from RefSeq and is a predicted model, not a curated record. Gene Ontology annotation, molecular function: chitin binding. Gene Ontology annotation, cellular component: extracellular region. The transcript is spliced from 4 exons. Lineage: Eukaryota; Metazoa; Arthropoda; Insecta; Diptera; Diopsidae.
UUCAGCGACUUAUCGGAAAAGUAAAAUGUCAUUGUAGACGUCAUCAGUUUUACUCUUCUUCCAGUUCAUCAGAGAGGCUUCCAUGGCAGCAUAACAGUUACUGGCUUCAGCCGCCUGAAUUGCAGACUUUUUGCUCGUUAGUCUGACAAAAUUUGUUUAAUUUGGAAAAAAUGCUAUGGACUAAAAUGGACAACAGCUACAGACUUUUAUGGUUUUCCGGCGUUUUACUAGGCCAAAUAUUGCUUGCCGUUCUAUCAAUACAAGAAGCAGCCAGUCCAGUAUUUCAAAACCACAAAACAAAAGAAUGGACGAAUUUAGAUAAUAUAACAUUCUCAUUUGAUUGCACACGUCGAUCUGUGGGUUUCUAUGCGGAUAUGGAAUACAAUUGUCAGAUAUUCCAUAUGUGUGAUGAAGAAGGCAAUCGUAUACCGCAUCUUUGCGCUAAUGAAACCUCUUUCAAUCAAGAGUACAGAAUCUGUGAUUGGGAUUAUAACUUUAAUUGCACUGAAUCGCCUAAAUGGUUUUAUCUGAAUGAAUUGACUUAUGCCACUGAACCGCCAGAUGAAGAUGAUGAGUAUUAAAAGCUUUAUCAAAUCCAAACUUGCGAAUAAAUUAAUUUAAUUUAAUUUUAUAUUAAAUUAUUAAUUAUAAACAUAAAGAAUAAAA